ACGGGAUCCAAGUCCAUCUAUUCGGUAUACCUUUGGUUUUUUUUUGCCAUAAUUUCCGCUCUAUUCAUGCUCUCAUCCUCUUUGCGAUUGUGGGCUUCUGCAUCUCCCCAGAGAGCCUGCCGAGCAUCACCUCACGCCUAUGAUGACUAGGGGAUGGUGAUUGUUGUACCCUAAAGUUUAUCCCUAUUCCCAUUCCCCUGGAUAUAGUAUCAUAGCAAGCCUACCGACGACAUUCUAGACACUCAACCAAAACACACGCCCCUACGAUCUGCACAAGCACCGCAAAGAUGUCAACGAAAGCCUUCAGGGCAGCUCUAAAAGCUGCCAGAUCCCACCUGGAUGCACAAGAAUGGGUGAAGGCCGAAGCAGAGACUAGGAAGGCUCUGGAGGAAGAUCCAAAAAGUUAUAUCGGGUUUGUGUUUCCCUCGUGCAGGAAAAUGAAAAAUUGAAGCAAUGUGCUGAUGAUAGCGGUGAUGAUGAGGGAAUCAUCAGCAAGGUCAUAUUAGGCAUAAGUCUCUUCCGACAGCAGCUAUAUCAAGAGAGCGAGACGGCAUACCUGGAAGCUAUCGCUACGGAGGAGGUUGAGCGGGAGAAGACAGGCAAUCCAGAGAGCUUUCAUGCUUGGAAGGGACUUGUUGAUCUUUACGAGAAGUUUGGCGGGAAGGUGGACUCUUAUAUUGGCGCCGCGGUCAGGUUGGCUACUAUUUACGAGGCCAUGUAUGUAGUUCCCCGAUUACAGGAACGGGCGGGUGGGAAAGCUGAUGGUUCGCUUAGGGAUGACCGGACGAAAUGCCAGACAGUGGUAGACAAUAUAGUGCCCUUUGUGAAGGAAAAAGGAACAGUAGCACAGGUUUGUAUCCGUAUUACAGAAUAGUGGGAUUGGCACCUAAUUGGGGAUUAAUUUGGAUUAGCGAAAACGUGCCUUGCGGGUGCUCCUUCCGGAAAGCCCGAUAUUUAGCUACUUGGAGGGCCGUAUACCCCAUCCUUCACAGACCCUCGGAAAGUUGAUUCACCUUGUGGAAGAGGAGGAAAGGGAGAAGAUCAAUAGGGAGGUUGCCAGCCGGAGGUCUCGUCUUGGUGCUGUGCUUGGUCAGGUUGCGUUAGAGGUUAAGAAGGAGGUUUAUGGCAAUUCUCCAGUAUGUUUAGACCACUAUAUCCUUUAUUCCUGUAGCUUACAUUCUGGCCCGUGUGAUUUUAGCUGGAAGAGCUAUACCAGGAACUUAUCAAUUGGUCGGACGACGAAGAAGUAAGGCGGGAGGCAGAUACCAAGUUGUUACAACAUUGCUACGAGAAACUCUUGGCAUUCCCAAAAGAGAAGAAGCCGAAGCUGAGAAACAAAGUCUGGAAACUGGCCGAUGGGUUGGUGAUUCUUAAAUAUCCGUAUGAGCUAGCGUGGGAUAUUGUUCUCGAGUGGAAGGAUUGCGAGAAAAUUGGUAUAGCCCUGCUAAUGUUUUUUGUCCCUUCUAUUUGCUGACCCAACUGAAUAGGUGAGCAUGAUGUGAAUAUGCUAAGGGAGUACAUUGGAUUUUUUCCUACUAGCACACUAGCUGUUAUCCUGAAUUCAUAUCUUGGGUCCGAGAUAUCGCCGUUCCCACAUCUAGAGGUGGAGAAGGGAGGAGAAGAAGAGAUACCCAAAAUCGCCGUUUCUGGUGACCUCGAGGAGCCUUUGCCUCCAGACGAGAGAAUAAGUAUAACGAUCGCAUGUUUCCAUUUGAUCCCAUGGUGUCAAUACAGAAGCUAAUGAGGAUAUAGGGGGAGUUGAGGAAGCAAAAAGCUCCACGAUCUGCGCUUGCUUUCCGUAUCGCGGGUGAAUACUACACGAUGCUUGAGGAAUAUGAGUCUGUUGUCAAAGUUACAAGGUGGGGUAUCGGGUCAAUGGCCAUUGACUAUAGUUACACAGGGCUCACACUUCAGAAGUGAGUCUACACACUUGAAAACCAGACACUGGACUUUACUUAUAUCUGCUUUCCUAGAAAUUCAGAUGCCAUGAAAGUUAUUCUGGCGAGGGCAUUGAUUCAUUACCAGUCUCCUAAACAUCACGACGAAGCUAAGGCUUUGUUCGAGGAUGUUCUUCAACGGAAUUUAAAGUACCGAUCUGCUCUCGUUGGGCUGGGCUUGGUUCUUGAGGAGCAGCAUGAUUACGUCGGUGCUGCAGAUUUUCUAGGAAAAGCCUUGGCUUUGGACCCUGGUGAUUUGAAGACAAUGUCGGAGGCAGCAUGGUGCGAUGUGCUUAGAGGAAAUUUCUCAGAGGGGUUGGGUAAGCUGAAAGAGUGCUUGAGCCAGAUACCCGGUGUUGAUGCUAGAUGGCGCGAUUUCAAAGCACAGGUGCUAUGGAGAAUCGGACAGGCGCUUUGGAGCUCCGACGGUACAAUAUCUCCCAUCCUAGGAAGUUUCUCGUCGCCUGAUGUGCAUUAUAGAAGAGUGUAGGGCCGACCGCAAUGGGCCAUACCAUUACUUCAGAUCUGCGAUUGAGAGUAAUCAGAGCUUCGCACCAGCCUAUACUAGCCUGGGAAUUUACUACCAGGACAUAGAGGGAAAUUCGGACAGGGCCGACAGAUGUUUUCAGAAGGCAUUUGAGAUAUCAGCUGGGGAGUUGGAGGCAGCCGAGCGUCUUGCCAGAAACUUUGCCGAGAGUCGGGAGUGGGAGUUGGUUGAGAUUGUGGCAAGAAGGGCCGCCGAAGCCGAUAAGAAGAGAUCUGGGCCCGGGAAGGGUGUCAGUUGGCCGCAGAGUGCUAUUGGUGUCGUAGAGCUGAACGCCCAGAAUUUUAGUUUGGCUAUACCCGCAUUUCGAGCAGCUUUGAGCACUUCACCCGACGACUUUCAUUCGUUGGUAGGCCUAGGAGAGGCAUAUACAUCAGCGGGGAGGUACGUUUCAGCCUUGAAGGUCUUUCUCCGAGCAGAGGCCCUUGAUCCCACAAAUUGGUUUGCCAAGUAUAUGUUGGCCAAUGUAAGACGUGAGAUUGGUGAAUAUGAGGAGGCGUCUAUCGGCUAUCGCGCAGUGCUUGAGUUAAGGCCGAAGGAGUUUGGUGUUCUUGUUGCAUUGUCAGAGACCAAAUUGGCCUCUGCAUGGCAUUAUAUUGAGACCGGAUUUUUCGGGCACGCUGCAGAUAGUGCCGUUGAAAGCUUGGAAAUCGCACAAAGGAUUGUCGAAGAGAGACCGGAUGCCUUUAAUCUCUGGAGGACUCUUGGGGAUUGUUGUUUGGCCUUCACCUGGAUACAGAGCUUGGUAAACCACAUGCCUAGGGGUUUGGUUGUCAAGAUACUCAAAACCGAAAUCGACUUGACCGAGUUUGACAUUCUUUCAGAAGUUGAUGGCGUUGGCUCACAGGUUUUGGGCGAUACUGAAGUCGAUGAUCUCACUUUGUGUUUGAAUAUGGCAAUACUAGCGUACAAGAGGGCUGUUUAUGCCAGCGCGGAGGAUAGGCAUGCACAUGCCGUUGCAUGGUUCAACCUGGGCUGCGCUGAAUAUAGAUCCUACGUUGUUUUACCUGAUAGGCCCAUGAGACAUAGGAUGGCGGCCAUUCGGUGCUUUAAGAGGACUAUCAAGCUUGAGCCUGGGAAUCACGAAUUCUGGAAUGCGCUUGGUGUUGCUACAGGAGAGCUCAAUCCCAAAGUAGCUCAACAUGCUCUGGUGAGGGCACUAUAUAUUAGCGAGAAGAAUGCUAGAGUUUGGGCGAACCUGGCGACUUUAUAUCUCUUACAAAAUGAUAUACAAUUGGCAAAUGAAGCAUUUUCUAGAGCCCAGAGUGCCGAUCCUGAAUAUGCGCUAGCGUGGGUUGGGCAAGGCAUCAUUGCUUCAAUGACUGGUAAUGAAGCGGAUGCACAAGACCUAUUUGAGCAUGCCUUCGAGAUAGCGGAUAGUUCUUCUGUGAGUAUGGUAUAACCCGAAACAUGCAGGGCCCAGACUAACCUGAGCCAGUCACUUGUGAAACGUCAGUUUUCAACAGCAGCAUUUGAUAAGGUCAUUCAGAUGCAACACGAAUCUGGACUAGUUUCUUUGGUGGGGCCAAUAUUUGCAUUGCAAAAACUACGGCAAGAGGUAUCCGAUGAACCCAUUGCGCUCCGUCUAGCGGCACUAUUUGGCGAGCGCGUAAAAGACUUUGUAUCAGCCUCAGAGAAGCUCGAGGCUGUCUGUGAAAAAUUCGAGCAAAAAUACGAAACUGCGGAGGAGGAGGAGGACCUGAUUUGCUACGCGCAGGCGAAGGCAGAUCUUGCUCGGGUUAAGCUUGGCCAGGAGGAUUAUGAGGCAGCGAUAGAGAAUGCUACUUUUGCUUUGGAUCUUUCAGGGGAGAUUUCAAGACUGGGAGAAUGCCGGCUGUCGGCACAUCUCACGGCUGGUUUGGGAUAUUACUAUUCUGGAAACAUGGAUGAGAGCUUGGAGAUGUUCAAGGCAGCCCUGAAUGAGUCCUCGGAAAAUCCGGAUGUGGUUUGUCUGCUUUCUCAGGUUCUCUGGGCGAAAGGGGGAAAUGAGGAGAGGGAUGUUGCAAGGGAGCAGUUAUUUACUUGGUCAGUAUUUACUUGUACGUUUGCCUUGGGGGAUCACUGACGGAAGUUUGAUAGUAUCGAAAAAAAUCCUGACCAUCUACAGUCUAUAAUGCUGCUCGGAGCUAUCGGAAUUUUAGAUAACAACGAAGACGUCUUGGAAGCCGUUAUGGACGAUCUACAGGCUGUUCGAGGUAGAGAAGGUUUAAUCAAGGCUUCAAGGCAACAGGUCGAUAACCUGCUCACCAAAAUGGCUCAACUCCAAGUUAGUUCUCUCAAGCCUCCUUUCCGCUUAGCCCCACUAAUAAAUUUGACCCAUGUAAUAGGAACGGGACGAUGCUAUAGAAGUAGCCACAACAUCCAUCUUCAUCCAGCCUUCUCUUUCGAGCGCAUGGAACAAUCUCGCAAAGCUUUCUGGUGGAAAUGAUCAUGUCACGGCGAUGGCGCUCAGGGUGGCGCAGGAAAGCAAAGUUUUGGACGCAGAAGAGCUAUCAUUUGCCUAUGCUCAACAGGGCAUUAUGAGCUGUAAUCAGAGGGCGAUAGUCAUUUCUCCAUGGAAGGUUGAAGGGUGGGCUAGCCUUGCGGAGGAUGUUCGGGCUAUUGUGUAGUUUAGAUUGGUUAUGGGGUCUGCGGAAAAUUCUGGCUGGUAUCAAAUUAAUCCAAACGAUUUUUUCUUCUUGUG
Molecule: messenger RNA, 5164 nt
Organism: Tuber aestivum (summer truffle)
Lineage: Eukaryota; Fungi; Ascomycota; Pezizomycetes; Pezizales; Tuberaceae
Source: the annotation of a GenBank genome assembly